Messenger RNA from Erigeron canadensis, 502 nucleotides. RefSeq names its product oleosin-like. Gene Ontology annotation, biological process: lipid storage. The transcript has a single exon. The record is from RefSeq and is a predicted model, not a curated record. Gene Ontology annotation, cellular component: monolayer-surrounded lipid storage body; membrane. NCBI's taxonomy places the organism in Eukaryota, Viridiplantae, Streptophyta, Magnoliopsida, Asterales, Asteraceae. The coding region runs from base 23 to 502 and encodes 159 amino acids.
CAAAAAAAAAGAAAACAACACUAUGGACACUCGACAUGACCAAACACAACAGUAUCAAUCACACCAACAAAACCAAAUUAGCACGAAAACAAUGGUAUUUGCAACUGUGGGUGCCAUCACAAUAGGAGGACCACUUGUAGCCAUGAUGGGGUUCACUUUUUUGGCAACUAUGACAUUUUUUGUCAUAACUUCACCACUUCUCAUCAUAUUUAGCCCACUUUUGAUAGGUGCAGGGUUUGUGUUAAUAGUUGUCUUAUCCGGGUUUGCGCUGGCUGGAGUCAUGGCACUAGCUGGACUCUUUGCGUUGGGGUGGGUUUUUAGGUUGGUUAAAAGUGGUGAGUUGCAACAGAGUAUUGGGGCUUUGACAGGGAAGUUGGUUGAGAGUGGUGAGAAUAUUAAAGAGAAUGUUAAAGAGACUGGAAAAGAGUGGGCAAGUAAUUUGAAACAAACUACUACUAGUAUGCAAAAUACUCCUGAUAAUAGGACAGCAAAUCAAGCUUAA